Labrus mixtus (cuckoo wrasse) is the source of this 1915-nucleotide messenger RNA. RefSeq names its product LIM domain only 4b (gene lmo4b). Bases 476 to 973 code for a protein of 165 amino acids. Lineage: Eukaryota; Metazoa; Chordata; Actinopteri; Labriformes; Labridae. The transcript is spliced from 5 exons. The record is from RefSeq and is a predicted model, not a curated record.
CCUGUCAGCGACACAUGUAGAACAAGCAGCUAACGGGACCCACAGAGCAGACCGGAGGAGAGUCAAUUAUAGCCUCUCUGCCAGAACCUCGUUAUUUCUUUUUCCCUGCUUGCCUUUUUUUCUGUGUGCCAAAAACACGCACUUCUUUUCGCUCUGAGGACAUUACGGCAUGCACAGACCUGUAAUUAGAGCUUGCAAUGGACUCCUUUUGUUACAGCGAAAAACAGAGCAGUAAAACAGCAACAGUCAAACGGGAACCAUCCAGUGGAAAUACUAUCUGAUAACUCCAUUUGCUCGGCGCUCCGCUUGUUGCCUUUGCCCAGUGAAGUAUCCGAGCUGGAGGCCGACCCCUGCGCGGUACUGUCUCCGCGUUUUACCUGUACUUUACUGGGACUCUUGCGUACCUGUUUACCUUCCUACCCUGCCGGCCAACAACUUUACAACCAUUACUCUCAAACGAGACAAACGAGGGACAAUGGUGAAUCCUGGAGGCAGCAGCCAGCCACCACCGGUGGGCACAGGUUCCCUGUCCUGGAAGCGGUGUGCGGGCUGCGGGGGCAAAAUCGCAGACCGUUUCCUCCUCUACACCAUGGACAGCUACUGGCACAGCCGAUGCCUCAAGUGCUCCUGCUGCCAGGCCCAGCUGGGCGAAAUCGGCACGUCUUGCUACACAAAAAGUGGCAUGAUCCUCUGUAGAAACGACUACAUCAGAUUAUUUGGAAACAGCGGAGCCUGCAGCGCUUGUGGUCAGUCCAUUCCAGCCAGUGAACUGGUGAUGAGGGCGCAGGGCAACGUGUACCAUCUCAAGUGUUUCACAUGUUCCACCUGCCGGAACCGGCUCGUCCCCGGGGAUCGGUUCCACUACAUCAACGGCAGCCUGUUCUGCGAACACGACAGACCCACAGCACUCAUCAACGGACAUUUGAGUUCACUGCAGACGAACCCACUACUGCCCGACCAGAAGGUGUGUUAGACGGGAGCCGUGCAGGAAGCAGAAUGUGUGCCUUCAUUUUAGCCCUUACUCAUUGUCACCCGAGACAGCGUGGAUCAGCAGCACCCCAGCCUUUUAGCUGUGCUCCCGGGCCCUUUCGUCCUAAAGGGAUCCUCCGCCCAUCUUACCAGUAUCCUGACUUUUUAUUUCUGCAAACCCCAUGCCCAACGCUCAACCUUCAACCGUGGCUUUUCCCCAAAUAUGGGCGGAUACUUGCACUUACGUACCUGAAUCGGAACAGUGGGGACUUCAUGACCUUGGAAUAAAAAAAAAAAAAAGGGGACUAUCAGAAUCCAAGGGGACUCUUCAGAGAGAGAAAUUACAUAACAUGCAAGAGGAUGUUGUGAUGGAAAGAGAAAAAGACUAAUGAGGUUAAAGCAAUGCAGGCUUUCAACUCUGCAUAUUUGUUAAAAAAAAAAAAAAGACAUUCGGGGGGCAAUCCGGGAACUUUUCUUUUUUUGUCUCGCUUCCUUUUCUAUCCUUAUUUCCCAACAACAUGGUGUUUCCACUUUAUAUAUUUUAAGUGUUGUCAAAGGGGAAUGUGUUUUUUUUGGUGGUCUCUCUAUAUAUAUAAAAAGAUGGGGUUUUAAAAAAAUCUGUGGCUUUUUGUGGAAAACAAAUCAUGAACACUCUCUUGGUGUAUUUGUAAAACUACCAUGUAUGUACAGUAUGCAUGUAAAUGUCGUUGUCCAGGCGUGGCUACAGUACAUCUGACCCUCCGCACUCAGCUCCAGUCCUCCUCCCUCCCCCCCCCCCCGAAAACCUGAAUCCCUGGCAAACUGAAGAAAUUUGCUCAUAGUCAGUAUCGUAGAGAUCAUCACCAACAUAUAAAUGCUGAAUGAAAGAGAAAUUUAUUUGUGAUAUUUUCCGAGACAUUUGCUCCAGUAUGGUGUAUUUAAUUAAUAAAAAUAUGGAAGAUUUAAA